Vigna umbellata (rice bean) is the source of this 1697-nucleotide messenger RNA. The record is from RefSeq and is a predicted model, not a curated record. Lineage: Eukaryota; Viridiplantae; Streptophyta; Magnoliopsida; Fabales; Fabaceae.
UUUUUUUUUUGGUUAGGAACUGGAGCGCUGGAAUGGGUGAUGAAUUGAAUUUUCAUUUCCAAAGCGCGACCAUCUUAGCUAGGUUCUUGUAGGGUUUGUUGAGAAUCUUGUAGUUCUUUUAAUUCUUCUUUUGAUCGCUGAUGUGGAGUUGGAUUUGUAAGUUAGAUCGACAGAUAAGAGGAAAUCAUUUCACUCUGAAUGGAUUUGGAAUGUGUGUGAAGAUUUGUUCGCUGUUUUCUGAGAAGAAUUGAAUUGAAUUAAAUUUUAGCAGAGGAGUAUGGAGAAUGUGUGUGAUGUUAAUCACUUGGAUGCUGAUGUUCUUUUGCCUCCUCGUAAGCGUCUUCUUGCUGGAUUGAAAAAACAGAGCUCGGAUGGUGAUGCUGCAGCAUCUCCAUCGCGGGUUGUUGCUUCCUGUGCUACAGUUUCCAAGGCUGUUUCCUCUUCACCUUCUUCCUAUUCCGUUGAAUUUGAAGCCAGGCUUAAGAAUUUGUUGAGUUCUCAUCCCACUAACCCUAACCUUACCCCUGAGGAGGUCGUGGAGGCUUCGAAGGCUGAAGCAAUGGCUGCGGUGAAAGCUGCAAAGGCUGCUAGAGCUGCAGCUGAGGUAAAGGCCGAGAUUGCCGCAAAAGCAGUUGCAGCUGCCAAGAGAGCUUUGGAUUUGAUUGCCUCUUUCUCCGAAGAGGCAAUGGGUAGCAAGGAAAGAAAUCCGAAGAAGAACAAGCUCAAGAAGCAUCUCCCAGUUCAUUUCUUGUACAAAAAGUACCAACAAAUUGAAAAUUGUGGGACGGAUGAAGAAUUGGCCCGGAAGUUGCAUCGGGCUAUGAACAUUUCUCCAAGAAUCUCAAAGAAUUCUCCAAAUUCAGACUCAAGUGGCAGGAAAUACAAAAAACCCAAGAACUUUUCGAGCUUUGAAAUGACCGAGGUUUCGGAUUCCCACAUGGUAACUGGACAGGAUUUGUUAUCUAUGAACAAUGGGCAUGCAGUGGUGAGUAAGGUUGAUUCUGAAGGCUCCGUUCAAGAAGCAUGUUCAAGCAAGGAAGAUAAGAAGGGAUUCAGAAACGAUGGAUCUAGCCAAGUAGAGGUAAUAGAUAAUGGGGAAGCAGAGUCAAGUACAAAGGAGAAAAAAUCAGAAAAUUUGUCUUCAGUGGGUAAGAAGAGAGGAAGGGUGAAACUAAAGAAGUUACCCUUAAGCAUUUGCACUUCCAAAGACAGGGCACAGCCAAAGGAAGGUGUGAGAGCUAGAAGUGCUCCAUUGACUGAAAUGAAUGCUGGUAAUCAUGUUGGCAAUAAAGCUUUGUUUCCAAUGGAGUCAUCUGCUGACAGAGUGAUGCCAAUUGAGGCUACAUCAACAUGCAAAUGCCAGGAGUUCAAGACACCUGCUUGUAUCAAACAGAGUAAAGCUGUGCAAUCAUAAUAUUCAUAUUAAAUUGAGAUAACUGGGAGCUAGUAACUAAAAUUACAAGUUGAUAGCUAUGGUAGAAACCAUCAUGUUUUUUUUCCUCACAUAUAUGGCCUUUUUUCUUCAUCUUUGGUUUUGUAAUGAAUUUGAACUUACUAAUGUAAAUUUAGAUUUUUAGCCGUUUGCAUUAGUUCUUUCGGUUUAAAAGUUGUAUUUCAGGAUAAUUUACGGCAAAGUUCGAGUUUAGUUAGGAAGAUGCAAUGAAUUCAACAGCUUUACCAUUGUGCUGUUUAUUGCA